Argiope bruennichi is the source of this 7656-nucleotide messenger RNA. Its product is annotated as colorectal mutant cancer protein-like. Bases 941 to 3358 code for a protein of 805 amino acids. NCBI's taxonomy places the organism in Eukaryota, Metazoa, Arthropoda, Arachnida, Araneae, Araneidae. Gene Ontology annotation, molecular function: calcium ion binding. The record is from RefSeq and is a predicted model, not a curated record. The transcript has 14 exons.
UCCUACCCCACCCUCACAAAUUCCAAUACUGCGCGUUUCUCUCUUAUCUAUCUUCCUGCCUGCCUCUUUCGCAUGCGGGUGUGCAUGCAUGCAACGUUCGUACUCCCUAACCCCAGUCUUUCGAAUUGAGUGAUAAAUUAUUUUUUAAUCAUCAUUUCCCAUCAGUCAAUGGAAGGAUCAUUUCUCCAGGCAGUUGAACGGUGAUGUCAUUCCAGAAAUUGUAUUGGACUCCCCGCCGAAGUUGGUAGUUUCCAUCAGUUUCAACAAGUAGCUGCUCUGUGGUAAUCACAUGGCGUCGGAAUUUAGAAGUAGUGUUCAUCGGCAAUAAAAUCUAGUUUCAAGUUUCCAAAGAUGCGAAUUUGACAGCCAACAAAGAAGCCUUCAACUGUGAGUGUUGAAACGGUACAUGCGCUUUCUAAGAGGUCUGUCAGUCGAGCUGUCGUUUCCUUUUUUUUUUUUUUUUUUAUGGAACUGUUGGUGAAUGAUUGAUAUUCUUCUGAAGAAAGAAUUACUUGUUGAGCCUGCGUGCUUUUUCCCGCGAAUUUUUUGUAAUAGCUCAGUUUUGGAAGCUAUAUACUGCUACGUCUUCCACUGAAAUUAAUAUUGAUUGUUUGGAGGCUUUUUUAAGUAUAAAAUUUCCCAACAUUUUCUAAUAGAUUUCAUAUAUUAAGAAUUUUGAAAUACUUUUGAUGAAGUGAUUGUUUUUCUUUAUUGGUUUCUCAUAUCCUCGAAAAUAAAAUAAAGAAUGAUAGUUUUUGUUCGCUUUUCAUCAAUCUUUCUGAAAGCUGAAGGUUGCUUGCCACUCAUGCAGAAAAUUUUUUGUGAAUGGAUUCCCACGUUGUAAUUUCAUAGCAGUUGAAGCAAGACCAAAGAAUGCUGAAUUGUUUUCAAGGAGCUAGAAAGUAAUUAGUGUUUUAAGAUAACAUUCGUUUUGAGGACCAUGGAAGAUUCCAACAGCUGGACGAGAAGAAAUCAUCAUAGACACACCAACGACUGGAUUUUAGAAAAUAACUUGGACGUUAUUCCCACCACUACAAAUCACCCGCAUUUUGUUCGAAUCGAAUUGCACCUCGCGAAACUCGAUUCGUUGAAGAGCAAAAUAGCAGAGCUUACUACUAUCAUUCAGCACACGGCUCAAGAAAGGGACCUUAUAGAGAGGCAACUCAAUAAAACACAGCUCGAUAGGUUGCGGCUAGUUCGUGAACAGGAAGAGCGGCUGGACCAGCAAGCCCAGAGGUACGAAGAAAGGCUGACCGAACUUCACAGCGUCAUUGCAGAGCUCACCAAAAAACUAGAAGCUCAGAGGGCGAAUGUGAUAAAGGAGGAAGACGAAUGCAGUCAACAAUCUGGCGAAGAAUCCAGGCAGAGUGAAACACAGAGUCAUUGUACGAGUAAUGACAAUAACAUUACAGAAUCCUGUAGCGAAAGAGAACUUUCCAGGUAUGGCGGUGAAGAAGAUUCUCGGCAUGAGAUUUCUCGGACGAUUCUCCAAGAAGGGGAAGAGGCGAGCAGCGGUCUCGGGGACAACGAAAGUUCUGAAGACCGGCCCCUUCAAAACGGACGGGAUCGCGAAAUGGAAGGUUUCAGGGAGAACCGAGCCACUUCAUGUCACAGUCUUCAGAUCUCGCAACUACAGGAGGAAGUGAUUGUACUGAGAGCUGAGAAUGCGGCGCUGCAGGAACAGCUCGGAAGACAAGAAAACGAGCUGAAUCGCACGAGGGCGGCGCUUUCCAGCUGUCGGGAAGAAAGGGACAGGUUUUCGAGAAGGAUUCGAGAAAUGCAGUCUAAACUUGCUAGUCUUCAAUCCCAAAGUUCUCAAGGUUCCCAGACGGGUAGCUCUCCGACCCGGAGCAAGAGUCCCCACAUCAAUCCGACAACCGGGGAGAGGACGCCGACGUCCAGAGAAGAUGUUCCUAUCGCCAAAAUGGCAGAAAGAGUGAGACUGAAAAAGGUGGAGAGUGGGGAUCGACACAUACUUGGCUCCGAGAUUUCAAGUCUUGGGCUAUCAACCACCAAAAUGGCAGAGCAUCUAGCUCAGAACGUUCACGAAGAGUCCCAUGCUCAGGAAAUUUUCCAAACCUUGUUCUCAACGGGCUCCCCUGUCCCUGAGAACAAAAUUCGGGAAUUCGAAGUGGAGAUGGAACGCCUGAACAGCCGCAUCGAGCACCUGAAGUCCCAGAAUGACCUUCUCAGUCUGACUCUGGAGGAGAGCAAAGGGCAGUGUGACAGACUCAGCGUCCUCAUCGGAAAGUAUGAGUCGAACAAUACUGCCCUCCAGUUGGCCCUGUCCUACAGUGAUCAGGCAAUUGAGACCUUCGAAGUGCUGCUAGCAUUGUUGGAGUCGGAGCAAGAUCAAAUACGUGCCAAUUGCAGAGCUGUAGGCCUAGUCAAAUCUGAUGAUGAAAAUCAAGAAAAAAUCAUGGAACUCUUGAAAGAAUCGCAAGAAAACAGAAAACAAGCUGAGAACAUGGCAAGGCAUUUCCUGCAGAAGCUUGAUAGAAGCUACGGUGUUUCCUGUAGAAUGGGUGGUUGUCAUAUUAGCCCGUGGGAAGAUCUGUCUUCACACAGUCAUACAACAAGUACUUCCAGUUCUGUCUCCAGUAGUUGUGAUGGAGAAUUUACCAAAGUAGAUGAACGUAGAUUGCGUGAUUAUAUCACACAAUUGAAGAAUGAUAGAGCAGCUGUUCGCACAACUGUGGUGGAAUUGGAAAGCGUGUAUGUGGAUCCAACUAGUAAAGAACCACCAACAAUUAUUGAUGCUCAAAAAUUAGAUCUGGAGAAUGCCGUCCUCAUGCAAGAAUUAAUGGCAAUAAAGGAAGAGAAGGCAGAAUUUAAAGCUCAAGUGUAUCUGUUAGAAAAGGAAAAAACUUCUCUGGAACUGCAGUUGAGUAGCAGAGAAGCUCAAGAGCAAGCUUAUUUGGUGCAAAUAGAGCAUUUUAAAAGUGAAUUGCAAGAACAAGCAGAACUAAUUGAAAAACUUAAAUCCUCCAAUUUAAAUCAAAAGAAUGUUAGCAUCGAUGAAAGUGAAACUGCUGAGAAAGUCAACAAAUUGAAAACCAGAAUCCAGGAACUGGUUCAAACAAUAGAAAAAGUCACUAAAAACUCUGAAUUGAGUGCUCAGCAAUCUGUUGAAUUUGUGAAUGAUCUAAAGCGUACUAAUAGUGCCUUGGUUAUUGCUUUUGAGAAGGCAAAGAAAAAACAACAGACCAAAGUUAAAAAACUGGAAAUGCAAAUGAGUUCACUGACAGAAAGACAUAAUGCUCAGGUGAGAAUGCUGAAACAGCGGAUAGCUAUGUUGGAAAACGAAACUGGUCAUCGUCUGCUCCAAACUUCAUCCAGUUCUGACCUUCCCAUAUGAUGAAGAACUGAAGACCGGACUCUAGUGGAACAAAAUACGCUCAUGUACAUAUACCAUCCUAACAGUGGCAUCCAUUUUUAAGAUUGUUUCUCUUUGAUUUCACAGAUUCUCCACUCUUCUCUUCCCGAAUUUAACUAUAGAGGCAGUUACAAAAUGUCAAAGCUAGAUUAUUUCGAACCUGUUUAUCGAAUCUUGUGCAAGUUUUAUCAUCUCCAAAUAAGGCUGCCAUUUAAAAUUGGAUUGCCUCAAGUGCUGUUUGGAAGUCGUAGCCAGUUGCUGUUUCUUGAUACAUGAUGUGGCAUUGUAAUUUGUUAUUUAACUACCAGCUUGAAACUAUUAAAAAAGAGUUGACAAACACUAUAUAGUUUACCUAAAUAUCCAAGAACCCAGAGGGCAUUAGAUUAUCAGUAAAAAAUAAUAAUCAGUCUACAAAUGAAUUCAUUCAAUCAUUCAUUUUUGAAGGGCAUUUAUUACUACAUAACUGUGUUUGGCAACUGAUUAGUUCCUCUGAAAUAUUUAUUGCAUUAAAUUCCGUAUACAUAACUUGAUGUUCUUGAUUUUUCUCAAAAACAAAUUAUUCUUGACAUUAAAACCAUGUUAUAUUGAUUGUUUUAUUCCUGUCUGGUUAUGUUAUACAUAAAAUUUCAAAAUGGAGUCAGAUCCCAUAACAUCAUAAUGCCAGUAAAAUGUAUUUAUUUAAUUAAUCUAUAUUCUAACUCUGCAUUUUCUUUCUUGCUAAUGUAGCUCCAUUUUCUUAUUUCUCAUGUAAACCAUAAAAUAAUAAGCAAAAUCUUCCUUUCUUACUUUUAACUACUGAAAAAAAUUGUGUGAUUAAAUACUUAAUCAAAAAAUGAAAACAGUUUGCUGCAAGGAAAAUUGUUGAAAAUUAUGUAAAAAAAAUAUCUUUAAAAAUAUUUUCAAUUUUUUUUUAAAUGCAUGGCAUUUAAAAUGAUACUAUUAAAAGGACAUUUUUUUUAAUUUUAAAGUAGUAUUAAAAAAUUCUUUAUUGUGAAAAAAUUCUAAAAUCUUGUUUAGUUUUUAAUUAAUUAACAUUUAUAAUGCAAAUUGAAAAAAAAAAUCACUUUAAAAGACAUUUUUCCACUCUCUAAGGUAUAUGGUUCCAAAUUCCAUUGUAUUCCAGCACUUUGUCAUGUAGAACACCAAUGCAUAUAUUCUUUUUAUUAUUAGCAGUUAUUAAUUCCUUUAAUAAGCAUCUGGUUCACUAUGUUAGUGAUAUAAUAAUUUAUAAAAGCAAAAUAGAUUUAAAAUUAAGUUGUUGAAAAUAUCCAUUAUUUAUUAAUCACUUGAAAUUAAUUCUAGCUCCAAUGAUGUACUUGUCACAAGCAGGCAGACUAGACAAUUGAAUAUUAGAUGUUUGUCAUGAAUAUCAGUCUUCAAAACUCUUCUAUUCUAAUGGGUCAAUUUACUUGGCAUCACAAUCAUAUGAUUAACAUCUUUGUUAUUACCAUCUAAUGAUGCACUGUCUUGCUCUAAACUGUAUUUUUUCAUUCCUAAUUCCUACCUGUUUUUGUUUAAUUUCUACAAAAAGUGCAGUGGAAUCUGUGUUGCAUGAUAUGCAGUUGGGUAACAAUAAUAAUUUGAGAUACAAUCUAAAGAAUCUGAGAUAUAAAAUUUGUUUUCUAAUAAUCUUGGGCAGAUGUGCCUUUAAAAAGUUACAAUACACUCACUUUUUAAAAACCUCUUUUGGCAUCUAUGCCUAUACACUCUAUUAGAUAUAUCAUAUGAUAACAUAAAUUGAGUCUAUUAUGGAGUGUCGUUUUUUUGUAUGUGAGAGGAUUUUUUUUUUCAUUGAAUUUUUAUAUUUGAAUAUGAUGGGCCACUCUGGCUAAUUUUCUAACUUUUUUUUUUUCUUUAGAAAGGUGAAUAAAAGUUAUGUUUUUAUUAAAGACAAUAUAGCAGCAAUUUAAAUAGCAACAAAAAAUGUGACUCCUUAACUAUUAUUUUUUGUUUUAUGUGAGAAAAUGUUUUUUUUUUAAUUUGUUUAUUUUCUUCCUCUACUUCUUUAGAGAAAGCAUUUCUAGCAUUUUCCCAACUGGUGUUCUGGGAUGAAUAGGUAAACACCAUGAAUGCAGUGUAGAUUUUUGUGCGAGAUAUUGUACUGCAGAGAAGAUCCUAUUUAAAAUUUGAUUGUGACCUUGCUGUUCAUGAGAAAUGUUUGAGGAUACUUUUUCUUAUCUGAAAACAUAAUAGAAGCCUAAUCAUGAAUAGCUCUGAAAUUUCCUUUUUACCGUGAUAUGUACAGUAAUUCCCUAAUUGUAACUAUGUUCUGUAAAUGCUAAUCCUGUAUAUUUGUGGGUUUACUUUUUCACCAUGCUUCUAGAAAUGUGUUUUCUUAACUGCUUUGUACAGUUGUGAUUGAAUGUGCAAAUUUCUAACUAUUCUGACAACUUAUCUAUGUUCAAUUGAAAUAGAUUCCUUAUUUUAAUACUUAAUUUUACAUUUCAGGAGUCAUUAUAUAGGUUUUUAUAUCAUUUAGGAUAUAAAGAGCUCCAUUUCAUUCUUUUAUAUUAUUAUUCAUUUAUUUAUCUUUAACGUACCUUUUUUCAACUGUUAAAUGUUUAGGGAAAUACCACUUUCAUAGAUUCAGAAGCUUACAAAAGCAAUAUAAAUGAAUUUGAUAUUUUUAGAAUUAUGUUUGGUACAUUUUAAGAACUCCGUUUAUGCAAGAUUUCUUCUCAAAUCUUAAAAAUUGUAAUGAAUUUUUAUUUUACUGCAUUCUAUAAAAUUUGUUUCUUUGAGAAGAUCAACAAAUCAAAAACAUUAAAUGUUAGAAAAAUGUAGGAAUUUCUGUUUUCUAGUUUCUUAUUUUGUUGCACUUCAUUUUAAUUUUAUUCUUUAUACUCCAUUGUAUGCAUUCUAUGUAUUAUGUACUUGAAAAAUAUAUAUGGAAAAUCCUGCUGAAUUAUCUGUUUGUUAAUUAAUAAUUGUUUAUUAGAUCUUCUAGUAAAUAUGAUUUAUGUUCAAUUUGACUAAAAACAAAAAAUAUAGUGGAAAACUUUUCUUUCUGUUUCCAUUGGAUCGUUUUCCAGCUUGGGUUUUUUUAACAUUUUAAGACUACUUUCAUUUGAGCAAUUCGUGUAAAUUGGGAGAAAACAUAUUUCAGCAUGGGAAGAAAUUACAUUUUAUGAAAGGCCACUUUAAGUGAAAGAAAAAAAAUCAAUUUUUGUUUAAUUCUAUUGCAUAAAAAAUAAUAUCUACAAUUAGUAUUUUUAAAAAAUUCUUAUUUUAUUUUUCUAUAAUAUCAGUUAGAUAUAUUAUAUCAGUAAUAGUUUUCAUGUCUUAAUUCUUUUUAUUGAGUCUUAUGAUAUGUAAACACUUUUUUUCCUUGUAGCUUAAAACAAACCUAAUUUCUUUAAACAAAAUAUUUGAAUAAAAUUUUUAUUAUGGAUCCGAUCGUAUUUAUGAAGUUUCCUCUUUCUAUUUCUGAGUGAUACUUGAUGUAUGUACAAGUUUUAUUGAACUGAAACUUCUCUGGGACUAUUUUUCAUAAUUUUAAGCAAUAAGCAUUUUAUUAUAUAGAGCGUAUGCAAUCUUUAUGUAUGAUCAAAUGAUCGUUUUUGUAUGUAAUGUUAUGUAUUAUGUAAAAUCCAGAAGAAUUAAAUUGGUACCUUGAAGCUUGCUUUACGUGCCAAAUGAUAGUAAUGUCUUGAUAUGAGAACACCCAUGUACUCAAUUUUUAUUCAGAUUAUAAUUAUUUUUAUAGUGUUGUGAGACAUAACUGAUGUUUUGAGACAUUUUGAUAAAACCAAGGCAAUAAAAUGCAUGAAUGUGACAAAUUAUACAUUCUGUCAUUAACAGUUACCAGUUUAUAAAGUAAAAUUGUCCUCUUAGUUGUUUUUACACAAAUAUAUGAUCUUUCUUCUUUGUGUAAUCAUGCAUUUUAAAAUCAAGUUUCAAUUUCAUAAUUUAAUAUAUUAUUUUAAAGAAAUUAUUUUAAAUUAUUGUUAUUAAAUUGAAGAUAACUGGAGUCUGAAAAUUUUAAUAAUAAAGGUAAUUUUAGAGAAGAAGCAUUCAGCCUUAAGUUGCUGUUUGCAAAAUCUGCGCAUUAAUUUUAAGAAAGGUAAAAGCUUCUUGAAACACUACUAUAGGUAUAGAAGAGCUGUGUCGGAAAAUAAAAGCAUUCACCAUUGUUUUGUUUCGUUUUUCUCAAUGAAAUGGCAAUAAAAAUAUAUAUUUAUAUUUAAAUCAAAUAUAUAAAGAUCAUGCAAUAAUGUAGAUUAUAAUAUAUUUUUAAAAAGUUUGUUUAGUGUAUUAAAUGUUUACAUAAAGCCACUCAA